AUGGCUCGUGUUCAGGUCCAUUCAGCGCAGAUCAGGCAUGAACGAUCGUCGUAUCCCUCAAGUGAUGGAUUUGUAGGUACAGGUCAAUCAGGCAAUGAUGCGAACCAACGAGCUUUCGCACGUAGUACCACGUUCAGUUGGGCCAGCCAUCUAAAUCAACAAGCAAGAUUGCGACCCACAAGCGAGUUCUACACUUCGACCAGCUUCAACGGUGCCCAGGUACCCACCAGCUACGGAGACGUCGAGAAAGUCGUUCACAUAACCUACGGUGAUGAGAUUAGCGAGACGCCUUAUGGACUUAUUCGAAAAUGUGUCGACGAUGUGACCUCCCAGAGGAUCAGCUGGAAGCUUAAGAGUGUCGCACAAAAGCACAGGUCCAUCGAUUACCAUGUGCAAUUCCUUCCCAGCUCCAGCAUAGGAAAGGUUCUAGGCAGAUCAGCCGUGCUACUGGAGCUCUCAAGGCACAAGGCGGCCAUUCCCAAGGGCGCCGAACCAGAUAAAUACCAGAAGAUACUUGCAGUGUUGUACCUUACGAAGACGCCGAAUGCAAUAGAAACCUUCGUCACUACAGGUGUGAGUGAUGCAUACCUGCCGUUCGACGAGGCCACAGUUGCGGUUGAAGGUGUCCAUCGAGUAGGGUUGCGAAGUAGGAGGCAACCAGACAUCUGCUGUGCUCCAUUCACGGACGAGGGUGAUACUCGAUCAUUCCUCCAACAGCAAUGGAGCGUCAUCGCUCAUGUGUUCGACGAGGCCGAGGGCAAUUACGUUCCAUUUUAUCAUCUAGAUCGCGAGACAAUCUUACCCUAUCGCGAAUACCACCCGACUGGACGGAAAGGCGCUUACGGCAAGAUCUAUAGGACGAAAAUUCAUCCUGACCAUCAUCCGUGGAACUGGAACAAAGAAGUGGCAUAUAGGAAGAGCCGCAAUGUUUUUGCUAUCAAGAUGUUGAAAGACUCAGAUGCCAAUGCAUUUACCCAAGAAUUCAAGGUGCUCGCGAAGCUGAACAAAAGUGCACACGCGCAUGAGCACCUCAUCAACUUGCUUGCGGCAUACGAACAGAGGGGUAUCUAUCAUCUGGUCUUUCCAUGGGCCGACUGCGAUCUAUUCGAUUACUGGAAACGGAAUCCCACACCAGACAAGAAUGCUAUGAGAGCAGCAUGGAUGGCGAAGCAAUGUCAUGGGCUUACAGAAGCCUUGAACAGGAUUCAUCAUUACAAUACCCUUUCUGGAAGUCUAAUAGCGUCUGCUUCGAAGUUAGAAAAGGUUUCCACGCCAACGUCUCCUUCCAGCGCAGCGGAAAAAGAUCCAUUUGAGCGCCGUUUCUUUGGCCGCCACGGAGAUCUCAAGCCCGAGAACAUUAUAUGGUUCCCAGAUCCGCGGUCUAUCGGCAGUUAUGGCAUACUGAAGAUCGCAGAUUUUGGAACCACUCAAUUCAGUACUGAGCAUUCGAAGCGGGGUAUUGUACCAAACUCGCCGACAUAUCGCUCUCCAGAAUACGAACUUGACAAGACACACAGCAUAGCAUGUGACAUUUGGGCACUUGGUUGCAUCUUUCUUGAAUUUGCCACAUGGUAUUUUGGCGGCCAGAAAGCUCUCGCUGAGUUCAAUAGGCAUCGACUGGACACAGAUCGGUACAUGGCCGGAAUCCCAUCCGACACGUUUUUCGUAAUACGCAAUGUGGGUCACGCUCCGAAAGCAGAGGUCAAGCCUGCUAUAUUGAAGAAAAUCGAAGAUCUGUACUCGAUACAGUCAUUGGAACGCCAUACACCAACCAAAAGUUUCUUUCAGACCUUGCUCAACCUCAUUCGGUGCGACAUGCUUGUCAUCAAUCACGGUGUAGAUAGUGAUCCAGGUAGUUUUGAGCCGCAGCAGGUAGAGCACGAAGAGCACGUGAUCACAUCGCUCGCUCGAGCAAUGUCAGACAGUUUGCCAAUUCCAGACCGCAGCAGCACACGACGUAAGAGCUCUGGAGAUAUCUUCCGAGCUCUAGGCAACCACUCCCUUACCGCGUGCUCGACCCAACUUAUCACUCCUUCGCCUUCAAAGAAGCUCGAUGGCUCGAUAUCGGCUGUAAAACCUGUCUUGGAUAAUAUAAGCAGGGGGAGACCGAAGGAUUCGCAGUCUUUGAGAAAGAUGCAUGACUUGGACGAUUUCGUCAGUGCUGCUAUGUGGCAGUUGUUGCGAUAA
This is a messenger RNA of Alternaria arborescens, 2187 nucleotides long. RefSeq lists its product as hypothetical. Lineage: Eukaryota; Fungi; Ascomycota; Dothideomycetes; Pleosporales; Pleosporaceae. The record is from RefSeq and is a predicted model, not a curated record. Gene Ontology annotation, biological process: peptidyl-serine phosphorylation; peptidyl-threonine phosphorylation. The transcript has 5 exons. Gene Ontology annotation, molecular function: protein serine/threonine kinase activity; ATP binding. The coding region runs from base 1 to 2187 and encodes 728 amino acids.